This is a messenger RNA of Moesziomyces aphidis, 696 nucleotides long. Lineage: Eukaryota; Fungi; Basidiomycota; Ustilaginomycetes; Ustilaginales; Ustilaginaceae. The record is from the annotation of a GenBank genome assembly.
AUGGUUCGCAAGAUAGGUCGUCGGGCACGCAGCCCUUCCACGACCUCUUCCUCUCUACCAGCCUCCUAUGCUCAUUCUGACCUUACGCACCGACUCGUCGCCUCACUCGAAGCGCUGAACGACGGUCCGUUACCUUCGCUUGUCGUGUUUGAUCUGGACUAUACGUUAUGGCCUCUGUGGGUGGACACACACGUUGACGCUCCGCUCUCACGGCGUGGCUCGGACCUGAAUCGCGUCUACGAUCGCAACGGUCAACCGCUGCAGUUCUUCCCGCACGUCCCUUCGAUCCUCUUCUGGCUCCAGCGUCGAGGCAUACCGAUUGCGAUCGCGAGUCGAACAAGCGCACCCACUGCUGCACGUCAAGCCCUAAACGGCCUCCACCUCGUCAACGAUUCAAACAUCCUUACGAGCGACGAACCAAAGGUCCAAAGGGCAGCGGGCCUGUUUGAAUACGAACAGAUCUAUCCAGGCAGCAAAUUAACCCACUUCAAGCGGUUACAGCAAGACUCGGGCGUAGAGUAUCAAGACAUGCUGUUCUUCGACGACGAACAUCGUAAUGCCGAAGUAGGCAAGCUUGGGGUACACUUUGUGCUUGUUGGUCAUUCGGGUACCGAUCUGGGUACCUUCGAAAAGGGUAUCCGCGAAUGGCGCGCCAAACACCAAGCCCGUGCCCAAUCCGACGCACAAGACUCAUAG